AUAUUUGUCUAAACAAAAGCAUAAGCAUUUAUUACUUUAUUUACUUUUUAAAAAAAUUAGAUACGCCAGCCUCGUGCCAAUUAAAUCAAUUUCACACCAGCGUCAUAGCGCUUCUUGACGCGUUUAACUCGAGAUGUUGGUCCCCAAAUCGCAUUUGGAAAUAGUUUUGAUUCUGUUUUUGAGUUGCGGGGCCUUUCAAUCUGUUCAUGGAUUAGAGAACGGUCUGGCGUUGGUUCCUCCAAUGGGCUGGAUGACGUUUGAGAGGUUUCGUUGCAUGACGAACUGUGAACUGUUCCCCAGAGACUGCAUCAGUGAAGCGCUAAUCAGGCGUACUGCCGACCUCCUGGUAUCCGAGGGUUACGCUGCUGUGGGAUAUCAAUACUUGAUUAUCGACGACUGUUGGAUGGAGGCCUCUCGGGACCGAGCCACUCACGAGCUUCAGCCCAAUUUGAAUCGUUUUCCCAGUGGAAUGCGUGUGCUUGGCGAUUACAUUCAUUACAACGGGCUCAAAUUCGGACUUUAUCAUGAUGUGGGAGAGAAGACCUGCAUGUUUCGGGGACCCGGAGCUGCCAGGCAUUUUGAACUGGAUGCGCAGACAUUUGCGAGCUGGGGCGUCGACUAUGUCAAGAUGGACGGCUGCUACGCCACUGAAGAAGAUAUAGACAGGGGAUACCCCGACUUUGGAAUGGCCAUGAACCUGACGGGCAAGCCCAUGGUGUACUCCUGCAGUUGGCCCUUUUACAAGUCAAAGCCAGACUAUGCUUUGAUCGCGAAGCACUGCAACCUUUGGAGGUUCGCAGCGGAUGUGCAGGACUCCUUUGCAUCGGUGAUAAAGAUAAUGUCGCGCUACUCCAAUAAACAGGACGUUCUAAUUGCGAAUGCCGGCCCUGGUCGCUGGAAUGACCCAGACAUGCUCGUCCUGGGAAACUUUCGUCUAAGUUACGACGCUAGCCGGGUGCAGCUGGCAAUAUGGGCGGUAAUGGGCGCACCAUUGAUUAUGACCAACGACUUGGAAACUGUUCGUCCGGAAAUAAAACAACUACUUCAAAACCGGGAUAUAAUUGCGAUUGACCAGGACUCGCUCGGGCAGCCUGGAAAGAUGGUUCUAAAGGUGCAAAACUUUCAGGUCUGGGUUCGAUCCGUAAAUCCAAUGAACGACGUUGGCGACAACUCAUUUGCAGUAGCAUUCGUCAACCAAGGGGGAUAUGCCUUAUGUCCUUUAUGCCCUCAGAAAUUCGAGGUACCUUUGCACAGACUCGGCCUUAAGAGUCGCAUGGGCUAUAAUGUCAUGGACUUGUUCAACAGUACAGAAAAUUUAGGCUUGUUCAAGCCGAAAGAUAGGUUUAUCACAAGAAUCAAUCCGGAAGGCAUUACUUUUUACAAGUUCACAGUGAUGGCCAACUACUGACUCCUUGUAUAACAUUUUUUUUAACCAAAAAAUAUUGAUUUUCAAAAGGAAACAAUGCCGAGAAACAAUUCCACGGCAAUCCACAGAAUACAGAAAUAAACCUACAGGCCCACAUUAAA
Molecule: messenger RNA, 1527 nt
Organism: Drosophila ficusphila
Lineage: Eukaryota; Metazoa; Arthropoda; Insecta; Diptera; Drosophilidae
Product: alpha-N-acetylgalactosaminidase-like
Exons: 7
Coding region: 134-1408 (424 amino acids)
Biological process (GO): glycoside catabolic process; glycosylceramide catabolic process; oligosaccharide metabolic process
Cellular component (GO): cytoplasm
Molecular function (GO): alpha-galactosidase activity
Source: RefSeq, a predicted model, not a curated record